UCGAGUUUAAACGCGCGCGCACUCACGUCUCAAUCCUAGAAAUGCAUUAGUCUUUGCUCACGUCGGUUGCUCCCUAUUAUUAAAGUCGGAAAAUUAUUAGAGAAAAUAUUAAGACAUAAAAUAUAUUUUAAACAACAAUUGACCAUUGAAAUUAUUAACUAAUUGUUGCCACGUUAAUUUCCAUCGUAACAUUUAUUUUAUUUUUUGGUGUCUUUCGAGUUCACACAAAUUAUUCAACAUCGUUUAAAUGGCUCAAUUAAUUAACUUGAAACUAUCCAGGAACGAUAAGUCAUCGCCAUGGGGAUUUCGGUUACAAGGCGGUAAAGAUUUUGGAACACCAUUACUUAUACAAAAGGUGAAUUUUGGUAGUUUAGCCGAGAAGGCUGGUCUUCAAGUAGGUGAUGCCUUAGUCCAGGUCAAUGGCCAAGAUGUAUAUGAUGUGAAACACAAAGAUGCUCAAGAUAUUAUCAUCGGAGCUGGAAAUUCAUUCGAAGUCACCAUACACCGUGGUGGAUUAAGCUCAUGGAAACCUUCAGUUACACCCGUGGGACCAAGUCCAGUGUCCAAUCGUUUCUCGCAAUCUCCACAGCCAGUGACAAAAACUUCAUUAGCCAGAGUUGGCCCACCAUCUCCUGCAAUUGGUACCGGACAUAAUGCUGUUACACGGCCUUUCAGUGGAGCUUCAUCACCGAAAGUUGCAAAUGGAUACAACAAUGAUUCUGGAACUGUUAAAGCUAUUGUUAAUAAACAGUAUAAUACACCAGUAGGAAUUUACAGUGAAGAGAAUAUCGCCGAAACACUUACAGCCCAAGCUGAAUUAUUAGCCGGAGGAGUAUUGGGAGUGAACUUCAAGAAAAAUGAAAAGAAUUACGAGGCCAGCAAUAGUGAAGUACUUAAAAUGGUGCAAGAAGCUGAUAAACAACCGAAAGAUAUAGAAUCAGACCUUCAAGCGAAAUUCGCAUAUUUCUCGGCUGCAAGCCAUGCGAUAGGGGGCCGUGCUACGUCACCACGUUCCAUGACACCUAUAGCAGCAGCUAUAAACAUGCCAGAACAACGAGAUCCUUAUUUGGGUUCUCCUUUUAAAGAAGUGGAGAAUAAUAUGCCUGUUGAGUGCAACGAUUGCAGAAAAGACAUUAUCGGAGUUUUUGUACGCAUCAAAGAUAAAAGUUUGCACGUCGAAUGUUUUAAAUGUGCUACAUGUGGAUCUUCAUUGAAAAACGUGGGCUAUUUCAAUAUUAAUAACAAACUGUACUGCGAUAUUCAUGCAAAAAUGGUGGCCAAACAAAACCCACCAGCGCCGAAUUUGGAACCCGUUACAGUAGCACCAGGCUCUCGUCCACCAUCAGGCUCUUUCAAUGUAAUAACAUCUAAACCGAAGGAAGCUCAAUCACCACAACCCAGCACUUUAUCACCAAUACCAUUCCACGCUCCAAAAGCUCCUUGUCACGUAAACGCCCCCAAGAUGCAGGUUCCGCAAAAAGUAUUUUCGAACGCUAAACCAAAUGAAUCACCAAAACAAACUCCCGCUCCCCCGGCAUUCACUGGUGGAUAUAACCAAGUUCAGAGUGAUGCGUUUAAAAGUUCUAUUAACCCCCAACCAAGAUUACCUUUCUUAAAACCAAAACCUUCGACCGGUUCUGCUUUUUGUCCUGUGAAGUUAAGUCCAUUGACUACUGACUCCAACAUAUGUUCCACUGAGUGUGCGAAAAGUAUAUCUCGUACACUAAAUCAAUGCAAAGAAACGUUAAGUGCUUCAAUUUCCACACAAAUGUUGAUAGAAUCUUCCAAAAAAGAGCGAUCUGAGUCUCCAAUCCAAAAAUAUAAUCAUCCAGAAACCCAUACUUCAGAGGUAUCUCAAGAAAUUCGAUCACUUUUACCACCAAAUAAUCCUAUCAGAUCCAUUUCACCAACACAUUUAGUGAUAUUUCCACCAGAAAUGCCACCAGAAUUUAAAGCUUAUUGUAGAUCAAAGACUUCUACACCACAACCACUACACAAAAUCAACGCCGAAACUGAAUCACCGUGUUUAAUUUCUUCUGCCGUUAAUCAAGUAGAAAGUACAAUUUCAAAAACAACAGUGGAAUGCUUAGAAAUUGUUGAACCAAAUUGUGUUCAAAAUAUCAAUGAAUAUGAAGUUUCAAAAUCCGAAAAAUCCGAUAUAAAUGUCGGACAAGAUCAACUUAUACCUCAAUCUACAGUUGAAUACUUGAAAGAGGUUACACAAAAUUAUAAUCCAAAGUUCCAUGAAAAUGAAGAUUCAAAAUUUGAAAAUAUUGAUAUAAUACAAAAUCAACAGACUUCUCAUAUUGAUAAUGCUGAACCUAUAAUUAGAUCGAAAUUAGUGACUCCUGUAGUUGAAAACAAAAGAGCAGAAUCGCCACUGGUAGCUGCAUUAACAAUAGCUCCUGAUAGAAGUUAUUCUCCUCUCCCUUCUUUUGUGGACGCUUCUGAAUUCGUAUCAAAACCAACAGAACUCGUUAAAGAACAAAAAUCAAUGACCAUGGCAGAUGCAUUAACAGUAGCUCCAGAUCGUAGUUAUAAAUUACCUGAAUCUAAAAUACCAGCAAGACCUAUAGGAAACAAUCCUGUUAGAUAUAUGCAUGGAUAUAAUAAAAAAGAGCCGGCUGUACCUUUACUUAUGACUCGGUCUUUAAUAUACUCACCUAUAUCAGCAGUUGAUUCGGAAGAAGAACAAAUAGCAAUGUUGGGGUUAAAAUCAUUUCCUCCGGUUUCUGAUGAGCUGAAAUUAUCAACAGCAGCAGGAGAUUUUGAUCGGAAUGAACCUGACUUUGAAUACAUCGAAGAAUUAAAUUUUGAUGUACCAAAAAUCGAAGAAUUUGAAGAACCAGCGAACGAAGAAACAGUUACAGAACAACCAUCAAAAUGUUUACCUAGAUAUCCAUUCACUGCUUCUGGUCUUCACGAGCCAUCAGAUAUACCAAGAUAUCAACAAAGUAUACCAGAAAAUCCUCAUCAGGCUACAAUCCCCAGUGAAAAAUUCCCUGAGAAAAAGAUUGGUCCGGGAAUUCAAGAUAAAGUAUCAACAUUUACUUCCAAAGGAUCUAUUAAAAAUGAAACAUUUUUAAAACAAGAACGUAAUAUAAAUACAAAAGUGGUUACCUUGGGAUUUGAACCAUCUUCUUUAGGAGGAUGUACAUCUAAAUUUGAAAAUACUGAUCCCAAUAUCAUAAUAUCGAGUAAUUUUGAAGCCGCUUCACCUAAUAACACAUCCAACGCUAAAUCUUCUAUAACUUCUCCUAUGCCUAUCUCUUCUCCACCACCAUUUCCUAAAAUGUUGGUAACUAAUGUUAAUACUGUAGAACCGGUCGGCCCUAUGCCUAAAACAUCAUUACCUGCUUCAUUGUUAUCUAAAAAAUUAACAUGUUUUACAAAAAAGCAACAACCUAAAUAUAUUCCAACACCUAUACCCCAACCCGAUAUAGGUGGUCAGCCAACGGGAAGAACCGGUGCUUCGGCAGGUCUUACUGCCCCCAAAAGGGGUCGCGGAGUGUUGAAUCCACAAAAUUUGACCCCGGGUGCAAGAGUGCCGUUAUGUGGACAAUGCAAUUUAUACAUAAGAGGCCCGUUUAUUACUGCUCUCGGUAAAAUUUGGUGUCCAGAACAUUUUGUGUGCACAAACGAAAAAUGCAAGCGUCCAUUACAAGAUAUUGGAUUUGUUGAAGAAGACAAUGGUCUAUACUGCGAAUACUGUUUCGAACAAUACUUAGCACCGGUAUGCUCCAAGUGCUCCAAGAAAAUUAAAGCGGAUUGUUUGAAUGCUAUUGGCAAACAGUUCCACCCCGAAUGUUUCAAUUGUACAUAUUGCGGCAAGCUUUUUGGCAAUAGCCCAUUCUUUUUGGAAGAUAGUCUUCCAUACUGUGAAAAUGAUUGGAAUGAGCUUUUCACAACCAAGUGUAUAGCUUGUGGUUUUCCAAUUGAGGCUGGUGACCGUUGGGUCGAAGCUUUAAAUAACAAUUAUCAUAGUCCGUGCUUUAAUUGUUCGAAAUGUAAGGUGAAUUUGGAAGGACAGAGCUUCUUUGCAAAAGGAGGAAGGCCAUAUUGCAAAAGUCAUGCUCGUUAAUAUCACAUGUAUCAACUAAUCAUAAUGUGUAUAAUUAUUGAUAACUUACCAUAAAAAAAAAAAAAAUUAUUGACUUGUACCUACUACUAUUUUGAACCUUUUAUUUAUUUUCUAGUUUAGUCUUAGCUUAAAUAAUUCAACAGUGAUUAUCAAAAUCGACGCUUAUUUUAAUCGAAUUAAUCAAAAUUGUACCGAAAAUUCGUCAAGGUGUAAACUCAAUUAUUAUUUUAUUAGUUGUAACCAACACACUUGUAGAGUAUACCAUAUAGAGUAAGUAUAGAUAAAUAUUAAACACACGUAUCGAAUAAUUAAUAGGUAAAUGCGUACGACUUUUUUUCGUUCUCUUUGAAUUAACAUAUCUAUAAAGAAACAUAUUUAUGAUUUUAAUACUAACAAUGUUUUAAUUACAUUUUAUUUCGUCAAAAUAAACAAAAUUUACCAUCGAA
This is a messenger RNA of Sipha flava (yellow sugarcane aphid), 4527 nucleotides long. RefSeq names its product PDZ and LIM domain protein Zasp (gene Zasp52). Lineage: Eukaryota; Metazoa; Arthropoda; Insecta; Hemiptera; Aphididae. Gene Ontology annotation, cellular component: stress fiber; filamentous actin; adherens junction. Gene Ontology annotation, biological process: actin cytoskeleton organization; muscle structure development; heart development. Gene Ontology annotation, molecular function: actin binding; muscle alpha-actinin binding. The transcript has 15 exons. Bases 248 to 4081 code for a protein of 1277 amino acids. The record is from RefSeq and is a predicted model, not a curated record.